CUUUACAGUUUUCUUUUCACCAGAGUCGAACGGUAUUCACACUUUGGUCUGUGAGUUUGUGCAGUCAAAGUGUUUGAUAGUGGUCUUUGGACUAAAAUUAGUGCACACCCAUUAUAUUUAUAUAUAUAUAUAUAUCAUCGUAAUCGUAUCUGCAACUGAUCAAUCUCCAUCAUGCUUGUUUGUUUCUCAGCAUUUAUAACAAUCAUUGUGUACUCCAUACUUUCCUUUCUCUACUCUGUAACUGUAAUGUCCUCCAAACCUGAAUCUUUCUCUCCUUCAGUUAAGCCUUCAUUGUUGUACCCAGAAAAAACCAUAAUUCAAUGCUCAAAACCCAUUUACCAUCAUCACCACUGCCUUGCAUGGAAGUUUUCGUACAAUUCCAGCACACCCAGUUUCAAAAAACCCAAAAAGGUAAAUAGGGGGAGAGGGGUUAGUGGGGUUUGAACCCCAAUGCUCAGGCACCAAAGAGUUUCUGCAACUGGGGUAUCCGUCAAACCCUCCCACACAGGUGUAUGCCGGGGAGGCAACAUUUUGAUGCUUAAAGGCCUUGAUCUCAACUAUGUGAGGAGGGUUCAUAUGUUGGCAGCAGGAUUUACAGUUGUGGACACAACGACCUAUAGGUUUUGUGUUUGAUGACUGAGGAACUUGAACUCAGAGACUUUUUUGCAUGAUGCGGUUUUGAUGGAUUUGAUUGUUCAAUAUGACAAAUUGGAGUACCAGGUUUUUCUUGAGAAGAAAGAGGUUAAAAAGGAAAUUUAAAAUGUUUGAAACUGGCAGUAAGCCUAUCCGAAAGAGGAGUGAUGCUUGGUAUGAAGUAGAAUCUGCAGAAGACAUCCUCGCUGAUAUUCUCUCAAGGGUUCCCAUUAAGUCCCUUCUAGCUUUCAAGUCUGUUUCUAAACAAUGGCGUAGAUUGAUACAGAGUUCAACCUUCAUCAAAUUGCAGUUACGCUGGUCCCUGGAAAAACCCAAUUAUUUAAUUUAUCCCUAUAUGGAUGGGUUAGUGAAUUUGUACAAGAUGAAGGGCAAAGGGGAAAUCAUUGAAAAGAUUAGUCUUUUUGGUUGUGAAGAUAUUUAUUCUCUCAGUCUGCUUUGUUCUUGUAAUGGUCUACUGUGUUUCAUCAACUACCCAUUCGUUCCAGACUCAAACAGGGAAUUAGUAUAUUUGAUAGACUUUGAUAUCCGUAUCUGCAAUCCCGCUACUCGUGAAGUCUAUUUACUUCCCAAGGGUAGUCCUUCUGAGAAGAAAAUAUCUAUUGGAGUUGCUUUUGGCCCCAAACCUUGGGAGUACAAAGUUUUUCGGUUUUUCCAUCCCAAGUAUGAUUCCGAUGAUAUCAAGUGUGAGAUAUAUUCAUCCAUUACUGGAUCCUGGAGAGGCAUAGGUGAUGUCCAGUACUGUCCCAUUGGUAUCCUGUACUGCCCCUUGGGUUCAAAUCAUGUAUAUGUUAAUGGAAAAAUAUACUGGUUUCUUCCUGAAGAAGGAGAUAUUAUAACCCCUGGCUCCAUUCUUUCAGUUGAUAUUGAGGAAAAUUUUAAAGUUAUCAGUCUUCCGGAUGAAGUCACUGCACAUGCAUUCUUGGUUGAUUUGGAAGGUUUCUUAUCACUAGUUGCUGUAUAUGAUGAUGAUCAAGUUGUAGAUGUAUGGAUUCUACAUGAUUCGAAUGAGUCUAAUUGGGAAAAGAAAUGUAGUGAUUAUGUUCCUUUCUCAUGUGUAGACUCUAUUAAUUUUGUAGCUGCACGGAAGACUGAAAUUUUUUUCAUCACUUCAGACCAGUAUCUGAUCUAUAAUUUGGACGAUGGCACCUGGACAGAACUUGAUUUUGAAGAUGAUUUUGAAAGUAAUCUUCCUGUUGUGCUUCCUUAUACAGAAAGCCUCCUCCCAUGUAAUGGAAUCCUGGGUUCUGAAAGAGAGCAUAACAAUUAAAAAGGAAAUUGGUUUCCAUUCUUGAGAUUUUGUUAGAAGCAUGACAAGGUUUGCAGUGGGCAACAUUAUGAUUCCCUAGAUCAUGAUUCUCAGUGAAAUCUCUCUCUCUCUCUUGCUCUCUUCUCUUACUUGUUUACCUCUUCCUUUUAGAACAUAUGAACUGAUAGUUGUCUGGGUAUGCUUUUAUUGCAUUCUGUGAAAUCUGGAGAAGUUUUACUAUUGGCUUCUUCCAUGUGUUUGCUCCUUUCAUGUGGCGUUUUGCUUAAAUGAACAUGCCUCUUUUCUGGGGCACGUGAAAACACUGAUAAUCUAUUUUAGUUUGAAAGACUAAGAAGGAUAUUCUUAUGGAUUUUUGGAAUGAACUCCUUGAAGGUGGCUUGGGUUUUCUUUAUUGGUGUUACAAUAUUGGGAAGUAUAUAUUACCUUUUGUUACUUCCAUCAUAUCAGAAGGAAAAACUAGGACAUUCCAUAUUGUGGA
Molecule: messenger RNA, 2399 nt
Organism: Quercus lobata
Lineage: Eukaryota; Viridiplantae; Streptophyta; Magnoliopsida; Fagales; Fagaceae
Product: F-box protein At5g49610-like
Exons: 6
Coding region: 701-1921 (406 amino acids)
Molecular function (GO): protein binding
Source: RefSeq, a predicted model, not a curated record